UUUUGACAGUGACAUAAAAAUAUAACCUAUAAUUUAAAAAUCUAGGUAAUAGAUUUUUCCCAAGAUUUUAAUAUAAAUCCCUUAUAAAAACCAUGUCUGCUGCUAAAAGAGUGCAGCAAUGGGCCACUUUUGCUCGUACUUGGCACAUAUUUGACUGCAAAUGGCAGGACCCGUACGACUCUGCUAACGUUAUUAAGAAAUAUUUGAUGGGUUUACAUAAGCCUAUUUACCACCCUAUGAACGACUGUGGGGAUGUAGUAGUGUGUAUCAACAGCCGGGACAUUGCUUUGAGAGGCGAUGACUGGCGUAAGAGAGCAUAUUUCCACCACACUGGGUACCCUGGCGGUGCUUCGUGGACUUUAGCAUGGGAGCUACAUAAUAAGGAUCCUACGAUGAUUGUCAAAAAAGCAGUAUACAGAGCAAUGAAAGGCAACCUCCAAAGGCGCCACACUAUGGAGAGACUGUUCAUUUACCCAGGUGAAAAAGUGCCCGAAGAUAUUUUACAAAAUGUGACCAAUCAGAUCCGUCAAUUACGGCUUGUACCUACCAGGCUUGAUCAUAUUCCGGAGGAGAUCACCAAAACCUAUCCUAAAGUCAUGGACUACCCAGAAGAUUAUGUACUGAAAUAAAUAAUGUAGUUGUUAUGUAAAUAUAAGUAGAUAAGUUUAGAUUGUUAAUACAUUUGUGAAAAUGAA
Molecule: messenger RNA, 695 nt
Organism: Helicoverpa armigera (cotton bollworm)
Lineage: Eukaryota; Metazoa; Arthropoda; Insecta; Lepidoptera; Noctuidae
Gene: mRpL13
Product: large ribosomal subunit protein uL13m
Exons: 3
Coding region: 93-629 (178 amino acids)
Biological process (GO): negative regulation of translation; translation
Cellular component (GO): mitochondrial large ribosomal subunit; ribosome
Molecular function (GO): structural constituent of ribosome; mRNA binding
Source: RefSeq, a predicted model, not a curated record